Messenger RNA from Thermothelomyces thermophilus ATCC 42464, 733 nucleotides. RefSeq lists its product as uncharacterized. Bases 128 to 409 code for a protein of 93 amino acids. The record is from RefSeq and is a predicted model, not a curated record. Gene Ontology annotation, biological process: electron transport chain; mitochondrial respiratory chain complex I assembly. The transcript is spliced from 3 exons. Gene Ontology annotation, cellular component: mitochondrion. Lineage: Eukaryota; Fungi; Ascomycota; Sordariomycetes; Sordariales; Chaetomiaceae.
ACCAGAACCUACACAGCAAAUGCACCACUCCAGUCCCGGUGCAUUGCAGUGAUGCGACCUCUGUCAUUGAGCUCCCCAUCCUGCUGAGCAGACGCCCGACUCCUGACGAGCAAUUGCCAGCGCCACAAUGCAGCCCACCAGAAUCAUGCGCUACAACGGCGGCGACCCGAAGCCCAACAUCACGGGCUUCGACAUGAGCAAGUUCCUCGCCGCCACCGGCACCCCGCGCUACGAUCCCUGGUGGAGGAACGAAGCAUGGCGCUACACCGGCCAGUUUAGCCGCUGGAACCGGUUCAAGAACGCCUUCCCCGGCUUCGGCAUCGCGACGGUCGCCUUUGCGGGCUACUGCCUGUACGAGCACUUCUUCCUGAAGGACGAUCAUCAUCACGGCGCUGAGGAGCACCACUGAGCGGGUCGGUCAUGAGUCGGGGGAGGGAGAAGAGAGGUGUGGAGUGAUCGUUUCUCCUUGGCAGCCGUCUUGGCAAAAAAAAAAAAAAGGCAAGGCGUAGGGAGAUAUGGAGAGAGGAAAGGAUGAGCACCGAAGUGGAAUUGGCGUGAACGAAGAGGUUGUGGGAGAAGUGCGGCGGUGGCAUGGGCGACCGGAACGAGCGUCAAACAAGUUAGGGUUUGUGUAUAUCCCGGGAAGAGGACCUAGCUAUUAGAACCCGCGGAUGCGUGCGCAGUGCGCGCUAGAGGAAAUAGCAUUGUACAUUUAAGGCAGUCACUUGCUCGA